UGGGUGUCGUCAUGUAUUACUUUUACGAGAAGGGCAAGUGGAAUUGACACGUCGUGCAAUCUGCUCGGGCGUGAUUGCACGAUUACAUCUCGGGUGUGUCGUGCAAGUAGAAACGUAAAGUAACACAAACGCAAUGAUGUUUGUGAAGAUACUGAAGUUGGGCAGUAGACCACUUUCAGAUUUCAGAGAAGUCCCGUCCAUGUUAGCGAUAUGGGGAGAACAGAUUUCAAGUCAGGUUGAAAGAAAAGUCAUGUUUACGUUAUUGAAUUGAAUUUAAAUUAUUAUUUCCAACUGCUUUAAAUGAUUAUUGGUCAAUACAUGUUCAUCUUCAAAGCAAACUCGCAGUUUCAGCAAACAGCACAUCGUUAAAGUGAAGCUAGCAUCAGUACCGACAGCAGCACGAAGGAAACCAUCCUGAACAGAACUGCAGAGAGUCGGUUACGUCACCGCUGACAUCACGACACAAGCCCGUGCUGCUUGGAUGACGUUACUGCAUUUCUGAAGAGGUCGAAGGUGAAGCGUGCCUGGUUACCAAGGAGACACAACAUGGCGAGAGUGCGUGCGAGUCUCCUGGAAAUGAAAUAAACAAGACAGCGAGAAAACACCGUCCAGUAGUUUGAUACGUAAUUUUCAGCCGUGGGAAAUGAAAACGAUGAAGCUCGGUAUUUGUUCUGGACACGAUGAAACGGAUCCGCUUCAUUUAAACGGCGCUAGUAGUAUUGCAGAUGAAAGUCAGGCAUGGAUAAAUACAGAAUAAUUGGUAAAAUCGGUGAAGGCACGUUUUCCGAAGUGGUGAAGGCGCAAAGUGUCCAAGACGGGGGUUAUUACGCGUGCAAAAAGAUGAAGCAGCGCUUUGAGAGCACAGAGCAAGUGAACAACCUGCGUGAAAUCCAAGCCAUGAGGAGACUGAGCCCUCAUCCCAAUAUUCUACAGCUGCACGAAGUGCUUCAUGAUAGAAAGACGGGCUCCCUCUCUCUGAUAUGCGAGCUCAUGGAGAUGAACGUCUAUGAGUUAAUACGAGGACGAAGGGAUCCUUUACCUGAAAAUAAAAUAAAGAGUUAUAUGUACCAGCUGUGUAAGUCUCUGGAUCACAUGCACAGAAAUGGAAUCUUUCACCGAGACGUGAAGCCAGAAAACAUCUUGAUCAGGAGAGACGUACUGAAGCUAGCUGAUUUCGGCUCCUGUAGGAGUGUGUACUCGAAGCCACCAUACACAGAAUACAUUUCCACCCGCUGGUACCGAGCUCCAGAGUGCCUCCUUACGGACGGGCACUACAGCUACAAAAUGGACAUGUGGAGCGCCGGCUGUGUCUUCUUUGAGAUCGUCAGCCUAAAUCCGCUUUUUCCUGGAUCCAAUGAGCUAGAUCAGAUUUCCAAGAUCCACGAUGUGCUUGGCACUCCGGAUGGUGCUGUUUUAAGGAAGUUUAAGCAGUCCAGAGCAAUGCGCUUCGACUUCCCUCCAAAGAAAGGCUCUGGGAUCUCCCGUCUGAUUCCCCGCAGCAGCUCCGAGAGCCUGUCGCUGAUGUACGAGAUGCUGCAGUACGAGCCGGAGGAGAGGACCAGCAGCAAGGCAGCGCUGCAGCACCCUUACUUUAAAGAGCUCAGGGUGGCAGAGAAACAAGCUGCCACACUGCGGCGCGCGAUCGGAGCCGUGCAGCAGGGUGAGAACAGCGGGACCCCCAACUCAAUAGAUAACCUCUGGAGAAUUGCACGGCAAGGAAGAAGACCGCAUCAUAUAAAACACGUGCAGGAGCCUCUGGUGAGACGUCACGGUCCUCCUUAUCCGCUGGAAUUGCCAAAGUUAAACGUAGCUGCACCGAAGAUACCCACAUACCCCAUGACCUCUCUGACGUCAGUCCUGUCACAGAACGUAACUCUCCCAGUGCUGCAGCCAACAAAAUCCAAUGGAAAAACCAACAAGCCUAGCAAAGAACAUCCACUUAAACCUUGUUUGAAAACUUACCACAUCCCACCUUUGGAAAGAAAAGGAGGCGACUUGUGAAACUCAAAUGCGACUCAGUCGUUGCAUGCCAGACUUCCUCUGAGGAUGGAAGAAGGUGUUGUCAAGUGAUCAAAUGGAAAGACCCUCUUCCACUGCCAGGCAUGCUGUACACGGGACAUCUCUUGUGCCUUCUCUCAUUGACAAUGGUUACGUGAAGCAGCGACAGGACUGUAAAGCAGCACCUGAUCCUGGCAGUGGAGGACAUAAUGUACCAAACUGCAUUUUGUUAGGGCAUUUUAAUGCACUUUAUAUAUAUUACAAGAAUCUGUUUCUACAAGUGUUCUGAACUGUGUGCUUCUACCCUCGAGAAACCUUAAAAAAAAAAAAACACACACACACAAAACCUGCAACUUGUCCUGGCAUGUACAACUGAAAGGAAGCUGGCAGUGGGCAGUGUUACCCGCUUUAACUGGGAAUCCUCCAGCAACUGCCAGCACUCAGUCACACACCGGGCUUCACUACAAACACAAGUCCUUUCUAAUGUAAUCGCUAUCUUUAUACUUGGUUUAUAUUUGUUACUAAGCAGAUAAAUAAAGUGUGUGUGUGUUGGUGUAUCCCCUGUAUACAAUGGUGGCAUUUACCAGUAAUUAAACAAACCAAUUGGAAGUACAUUAUUAUUAGUAUUUUCUCUAUAAUGGGGAUACUUCUGGUCAUCGAUAAACUGGCCCAUAUCAAACAAUGCAUAAAAAAAAAAAUCGCCAGCAAACAAGGGGUUACACUUAGAGGAAAUUAAUGUUUAUGUUUGUAAAUAUGAUCCUUUCAGGAGCACAGCUGGCUUGGUAUUUGAAUGUUUUUAAAUAUCUAAACUAUACAGAGAGUUUGCUGUUAUGAGCUGCAUUGAAAACAAUGAGCAGUGUUUAGUAUAUUAACAGAGGUGCUGCAUCAUACAGACACUUGUUACAAAUAAAUAUGAUCUAUUACCUAUGCCAAGUCUCUGUAUAGGAACCACCCUCAAAUCAGAACUGUAAUACCAAGAUCAUAAAACCUACACAAGAAGGGUUUCGGUUUUCUUUUCUAGUUUUUACCUAUUGUUUCUUCAAACUGUUUAUAAAACAUUUUGUACUUACAAGUUUUCAUUAUAAUAAGUAUCAGAUUUGUUGAGCAUUGCAUUGUUUUCAAAUCCAAUAAAAGCUCCUUAGAAUAUUUCAAGCUGUUUUUGCACCAAGAUAAAUAACACACACAUAGUGGGCUGGCACUGUAGGUAGAAUAAAGUACUAACCCUCGCUCUUAGUGAAAGUGACUUGCAGGGACGACAGGGAUGUUGGAUUCCACUCCAUUUCCAACACGUUCAAACCGGAACAUAUCAGGACUUUUCUGUAAGCACUCAAAACAGCAACGACGAGAACCCCGAAAUCAAAGUGCUGUUACUUUAUGAUGCUCCGCAACAUUAAUGCAUACAAUGAGACUACAGGUGUAUGUGGAAAAGACUGAACACAUCCUGAAUACACAAUCUACUGUAUACAGCACUACAGCUGACCUCUAAACUAUUAAAACCCUAAUAGAAGUACAAAUAUAUAUUUAACCCUUUUG
Molecule: messenger RNA, 3531 nt
Organism: Acipenser ruthenus (sterlet)
Lineage: Eukaryota; Metazoa; Chordata; Actinopteri; Acipenseriformes; Acipenseridae
Product: MAPK/MAK/MRK overlapping kinase-like
Exons: 12
Coding region: 739-2001 (420 amino acids)
Biological process (GO): intracellular signal transduction; protein phosphorylation
Cellular component (GO): nucleus; cytoplasm
Molecular function (GO): ATP binding; protein serine/threonine kinase activity
Source: RefSeq, a predicted model, not a curated record